This is a messenger RNA of Ipomoea nil (Japanese morning glory), 1711 nucleotides long. RefSeq names its product poly(rC)-binding protein 4-like. The coding region runs from base 49 to 1341 and encodes 430 amino acids. Gene Ontology annotation, biological process: regulation of gene expression. The transcript is spliced from 10 exons. Gene Ontology annotation, cellular component: nucleus; cytoplasm. Lineage: Eukaryota; Viridiplantae; Streptophyta; Magnoliopsida; Solanales; Convolvulaceae. The record is from RefSeq and is a predicted model, not a curated record. Gene Ontology annotation, molecular function: mRNA binding.
AAACGCCGGGUCGGCACUUUCCCCUCAAGCUCGCACCGCUCUCCACCAAUGGCUCAGCAAGCUCAGCCAACCCAGACCAGCCUAAACCCUAACCCUCCGCCACCAGGAGCUCCAUCGACGGAGGACGAUCCGUACAAGUCCACAACCGCAAAGCGCCGCCGCGACGAGGAUGCCUUUGAGGCGACGGAUGAGGCGGGCACCUCGGCGGAGGUCGUGCCGCCGUUGAAAAAGCGCGUAAAGGUUUCCCAGGAUAUUGUGUACCGCAUCAUCGUCCCGUCGAAGCAGAUCGGGAAGGUUAUUGGUAAAGUGGGGCAUCGAAUCCAGAAGAUUCGAGAGGAGACCAGGGCUACAAUUAAGAUAGCCGACGCCAUAUCUAGACAUGAAGAGAGGGUUAUCAUCAUCAGUUCGAAAGACAAUGAUGGCACAUUUUGUGAUGCUGAGAGUGCCCUUCAUCAAAUUGUGACAUUAAUUCUAAAGGAUGAUGAGAGCAACAUUGAAGCAAUGAAAGCUGGUGCUGGGCAUGUGCCAGCAAAUUCAGUAAGGUUUUUGAUUGCUGGUUCUCAAGCAGGUGGUUUGAUUGGGGUGUCUGGCCAAAAUAUUGAGAAUUUGAGGAUUUCUUCCGGGGCUACUGUUACGGUUCUCGCUCAACACCAGUUGCCACUUUGUGCAUCUGCCCAUGAGUCUGAUCGUGUGGUGCAAGUUUCUGGAGAUAUUCCUGCAGUCCUGAGAGCAGUAGUGGAGAUUGGUUGUCAACUGAGGGAUAACCCUCCUAGACAAGUAAUCACUAUAAGCCCAACAUAUAAUCUUGGCUUUAAUCGCCCUCUUCAUCAAUAUGUUGAUCCAAAUUCAGCUGAAUAUGUAAAUGCGACUAUGUUGAUUCCGGAGGCAUUGGCUGGUGGCCUGAUAGGGAGGUGUGGCUCCAACAUUUCCAGGAUCAGAACUGAAUCUGGAGCAACAAUUAAGGUUUAUGGUGGGAAAGGUGAACAAAAGCAAAGACAAAUCCAUCUUGGCGGUAGUGCACAACAGGUUGCCCUGGCAAAGCAAAGGAUUGAUGAAUAUGUAUAUUCCCAGCUGAUGCUGCAAACUGGUGGCCAGCAGCUUCAAGAAACAGUGCAGCUACAGCAAUCAUUACAGUUGCAACAGACAAUGCAGCUACAACAGCCAAUACCCGAUGCAUCUGCUUCUCUGUUGCAAGGAUAUACUCAAGGGCACGGGCUUUAUGUUAACAGUAAUCAAGGAGGUGCUAUGAUGGCAUCCUACCCACAAGUCUACUCAUCAACCGCAGCCAAUCAAGCUCCCGCCUAUUAUGGUCAGUCAUAUUAUCCCGCCCCUCCAAUUUAGGCAUGGCCAUGAGUGUUGCUCUUUAACACCUUCCGCUUUAAUCACAUGAUGGAUGUACAAAUAGUGAGUUAUGCGGUGCUGAAAUUACUCUUCCUAUGAACUGUGAUGUAGCUUUUGUAUUUUAACGAUUGAUUUUGAUUUUACUUGGUAAAACGUCGUAGGACAUAGCCUCUAUUGCCUUGCCUCCUUGUUGAAAUGUUGAGAAUUAAGUUAUUUUCUAGGUUUUCAAAUCUCUUAAACAGUUUGGUCAUAUCAUCCAAGUGAAGUGUAUGGUAGGCCUGCGAGUACUUUAUUUAGAUAAGAUAGCCAUGUUUGUAUCAGUGCUUGGAUUAUUAUAAUUUUAGUGGGAAAAUUUUCAUAUUGAUGUAAA